AUGAAGGCCGAGAAGGACAAUGAGACAUGGAUAAACAGAUAUAUAUUUCGGAGUGGGGCGAAGGUGGAGAACGUCUACAGGAAAACGUACGAGACACUGAACAACCCGGAGCCUGUUGGGAAUCCACAGAUUGAAGCGUUCUACAAUAGGAGGAAGUCGGCAAUAAAGGAUAUUGCAAAAAUUAUCCAAGACCUAAGGACUCUGCAAUUGGACUCAAUAACUAUUGAGCUGUGGAAACGCGCUGCGAGUAUAACGAAGGCAACAAAGCGGUGCACUGUUGAUAAGAAGAGUUCAGUGCUCCCCUUUGCGAUAUACAGUACACAACAGGCGAUUAAGGCUCUCGAGAGGCCCACGAGUAGUGAGUUGCUCGAAGAGGCAAGCGAGCUAUUUAAAUAUCUCAAGGGACACUACGAGAUUCCAAAGGAUGUGUAUGAACUCAUUCUGGUGCAGAGGGAGGAUAUCAAGGACGUCCUGUAUGCCAGUCGAGCCGACCCGAGUCUGCAGGAGCUGUGGGCAAAGAUUACCGCAAUGACGAAGAGAGCCAACACCACCAGCACUAGUAGGCCAAAAAAACUGUUACGUGCCAAGACCAUACUGUACCACGCAGUCAAUUUUCAAGAGCAGCGGCCACAAACAUGGAAAGAAAAGAUAUGGGAUGCAAAUCCCCCAGUGUACAAUAGUGAUGAGUAUGAGGUAUCAAGCCCAGACGAAUUCACAUCAGACAGCAACAUGGUCUCCGAACAGAACGCGCAAGUAGACACCCAGGGCAUCCAUAACGACCUCCAGGCCAUUCAUGCCGACCUUUCUGACCUCUCCGACCUCACAGCUCGGAUUAACAACGCACACGACAUGAUCAUAGAGAUUCAUAGUUUUUUUUAA
Sphaeroforma arctica JP610 is the source of this 879-nucleotide messenger RNA. RefSeq lists its product as hypothetical. NCBI's taxonomy places the organism in Eukaryota, Ichthyosporea, Ichthyophonida. The record is from RefSeq and is a predicted model, not a curated record. The transcript is spliced from 2 exons. Bases 1 to 879 code for a protein of 292 amino acids.